AUGUUGGUGCUUGAGCAGUCCAAGAUUGGCGCGGCCUCGAUCGUUGCCGCCGGUGCCUGUGCCCACGCUCGCGCCCAUGCCCCAAGCCAAACCGAGAACGAGCUUGGUCCUCCCCCGACAACUCCUCCAGUAGCUUUGACACAGUUCUCGGGGCUUUUUGGACGCCAGGCGGCGCCCAAGACUUGUGGAUAUGUCUCCGGUGUAGACCGGUUGUUGUACCGAUCGAUAUUGCACCCUUCCCACGGCAUGCGUGUCGUACGAUUCUCCCUCCCCAACAGACGCGGAGACGGUGUAUUGAAACUCGGCCAAGCCUUCCUGCCUGACCCUCUCCUUUGUCGACGACCCAUGUUCCGGGUGCACGUGGUUCGCCUGCUCCACGACGGACGGAACAAGACCGGUCUACAAUACUCGGCCGCCCAGCACAACUACCACCUCAGCUUCUACAAGCACUACGUCGGCGUCGGCGCCAAGUACGGUGCUGCCGCCGGAGAAUCCCACGCCCGUGGGCGCGAUUAUCGGAGGCGUAGUCGGAGGAGUCGAUGCCGGAAGAAGAAGAUGAUGCUGACUCUUGCCGACUGCUCAGCCGCUUUGGCUUUGGUAGGCGGCUCCAUGUCAUUCCUACUGCGUCGCUGGAGGCAAAAGCCGCCGGCUCCGACCGCUCAGCCCCAACCGUCGCUGGCAUUUGCUCCGGGAGCAGAAUUCGGCAGUGGCCCGGCCCAUGGGUACCCAGGCAGCAUUGCGAAACAGGAGGCCGCCGACAUGACGGGCUCCAACUCCAACACCGGUCUGUACGCAUCUUCGCCUUCGUCGCCGGCGCCGGCGUCGGUUUACUCCCCUGGGUACAUGGAUCAGCAGAUUGUGCCGCAGCCUCCGUUCCGGGCGCAGCAAGUCUGGUACCCGUUUCCUGUGCAUGAGGUGCUUACCACGAGGGCUGAGCGGCAGGUCCAGGAGUUGCCGGGGUUAUGA
Messenger RNA from Metarhizium brunneum ARSEF 3297, 966 nucleotides. NCBI's taxonomy places the organism in Eukaryota, Fungi, Ascomycota, Sordariomycetes, Hypocreales, Clavicipitaceae. The record is from RefSeq and is a predicted model, not a curated record.